ACAUUAUUUACAUUAUAAAUAUGUUAUAAUUACACAAUUAUAUGCAGAUUAACAGUAUUAUUAUUAACAGUAAUAAUCAAGUUAUUUCCACAGCUGCAAUGUGGAUGAGACUGGUUCAGUCGUGAUCAUUCUACAUGUGAAAUUAACACACUGACACACCUUUGUGAAGGUUCAGUUCAGCAAUUACAAAUAUGAGUCUUUUUAAUUGUACAGAUACUUAGUUCUGAGUAAUAGAGUGGGUCUGUAGCGAGGCCGGUGCAUCAAAGCAGAGCAGUUUACCUCAUUCUCCAUAUAAAAGGUGGUAACGCUUGCCAAUGUAUUGCUAUUGGCGUGGGCCAUUUAAUCCAAUCUAAUAACAAAAUGAGGUUUCUGGCAAGUACCUUCUAUCAUGACCUGAACAAUUUAGUAGAAUCUUCCAAAUUUAGCCCGAUAAAAUUUAGCUUCAGCCCCCGUAAGAAACUGUGUUCGGUGUGGAAGCCCUUUUUCUGUCAAGACAUAAAGCUUGUGUUCAGUAUCCUCUCCUGGCUCAGAUGAAAAAGUUCACUUUCUAUAAAAAAGCCUCAGACUCCUGCUAGUGUAAAUGUUUUUGGAAGAUAGUUUUACCGAUGCACAUCUCCGGUGGCAGUGCUUACACGGCAUGCCAAAUUUCAUGGGUCUGUGUCGAAAAUGAAACAUUAAAACCUAUUUAUGAGACGUAUUGUAAACUUCAACAUGACUUUAGUAUAAAAGUAUCCUCAGAAAGCACUUUGUCAUGGAAAUGAUGUCACUGCCACAGGGCCGGGGCAGAGGGAGAGGGAGGGGCAGAGGCCGUGGCUCGCCUAGACAGGUGGGCUUCCAGGACCUUCCACCGGAGGAGGAGGAGGAGGAAGAGGAGCCCGCCGAGGAUGAGGUGGCUCCUGCUGAGGCCGAGGUAGAAGCUACUCCUACUACCUCUCCAUGGAAGAAGGCCAAGGUGUUUGGCAUGUUUGGCAAGGAGUACGCCAGGCUGACGUCCGCACGGCGCAUCGGCAGCCAGGAGAGCCUGACGGGGGGCCCUAGCACGCAGCCGCAGCCGGAGCCAGAGACAGCCCGCAGCCGGCUGGGCAAAGCGCUGAAGCGCAUCAGCAUUGGGGCCAAGCUGAAGGCCAGACGCAAGUCCCAGAGCAGCAUGAGCAGGAGCGGCACCGAGGGCGAGGAGGACGAGAAGAAGUCCAAGGUGUCCAUCAGCGUGAGCGAGCCUGAGGCCAGUGGGAGUGGCUCCGAGGUAGAAGACCGCAAAAAGAAGAAGGAGGAGAAGAAGAAGAAGAAGAGGGGAUCAGACGAGGAGGAUGAAGAUGAAGACGAGGAGGAGGCAACCGAGAAGAGCAGCGUGGCAGAAUCCUCAGAGGAUAAGGAUUACCUCAAGGUUGAUCUGGACCGAGAUGACGCCCUGGAGAGCACGGUGGACUCAGAGUCUGAGCCUGAGGAGCCUGGGGAUUCAGACGAGGAGAGCAAGUCCAAGUCCGAGAAGGAAUCUGGAUCCGAGAAGGAAUCGGGAACAGAGAAAGGAUCUGAAUCGGAGUCAGAGAAAGCAUCUGGAUCUGGAUCUGGAUCAGGAUCAGGAUCAGGAUCUGGAUCUGGAUCUGGAUCAGGAUCAGGAUCAGGAUCAGAGAAAGAGUCUGGCACAGAGAAAGGGUCAGAGUCAGAAAAGGAGUCCGAAUCAGAGAAAGAGUCAGGAUCUGAGAAGGCUUCAAGCUCGGAAAAGGAAUCAGGAACUGAAAAAGAAUCUGGCGUGGAGAAAGAGUCGGGAUCCGAGGAGGAGUCAGGCACUGAGAAGGGCUCAGAGGAAGGAUCUGAGGAAGAGGAGGACGAAGACGAAGAUAAAAGCACAGUGUCUGGGACACCUCCGGGCAGUGGCACAGCCGGGGAAAGUGGUGAUGCAAGUGGCUCAGAGAGUGCCAGUGGUAGCGGUAGUGGUAGCGGUAGCGGUAGUGGUAGCGGUAGCGGUAGCGGCAGUGGUAGCGGUAGCGGCAGUGCUGCUGAGAGCGGUAGUGCUGCUGAGAGCGGUAGUGCCGCGGAGGGCAGCGAGGGUGGCUCCCAGGUGUCCUCUGCCCGCUCCUCCGUGAGGUCCAGUGCCGUUGCCAGCAGCAAAGGCGCCUCGGAGAGCGAGGGCGAGAGCGGCACGGGCACGGGCGGAAGCUCCAUGGAGGGUGCCUCCGAGGCGGAGGCUACCGAGGACGAGGACCUGGGCUCUGACGCCAGCUCUGCCAUCAGCGAGGGGAGCUCCACCAGCCGACGCUCGCACAAGUCCGCUGUCACCCACAGCUCCCAGGAGCCCCUUGAUGAGGAGGGCGUGGAGGAGGAGGAAGAGGAGGAGGAGGAGGAGGAAGGGACAGAGGCGGAGGAGAGUAAGGAGUCGGCGGACGAGCUUAGCGACAGUGGCGUGUCACAAAGAUCCAGUGUGUAUUCACCCAGGGGAAGUCCCUACGCCACCGAAGCCAGCAUGACGGCGAGCUCAGAGGAAGGCUUUGGAGGACUGUCACCCAUCACAGAGGUGGACGAGGAUGCACUGACACAGGACAGUGAGACAGAAGGUGACUCCACUGCCUUUUGAUGAAGAGAAAAACUAGAAGGUUGGAAGUAAGACUUUAACUCAGUUUGGUUUGGAGUGGAUUGGAGUGGUUUGGUUUGGUUUGGUUUGCUCAUACUGAGGAAUGGACUGCGGCCUUCUGGUCUCACAAUUUCUCUUCUAUCCUCAUAAAUCUCUGUAAAGCAGAAACAACUUCUUCAACUUCUCUUGUGUAGACAACUGUCUGAUAUUUUUUCUCUCUCUGGAAAAGAACAUUCUUUGCUUAAACCUUUUGGUUUCCUUAGACUGGAACCAGUUUUCAUCUUCAGGCUUCUAUCUC
Messenger RNA from Clupea harengus (Atlantic herring), 2867 nucleotides. It is a transcript of the gene pcdh15a, whose product is annotated as secreted protein C-like. Gene Ontology annotation, molecular function: calcium ion binding. Bases 752 to 2572 code for a protein of 606 amino acids. Lineage: Eukaryota; Metazoa; Chordata; Actinopteri; Clupeiformes; Clupeidae. The transcript has a single exon. Gene Ontology annotation, cellular component: plasma membrane; stereocilium. The record is from RefSeq and is a predicted model, not a curated record. Gene Ontology annotation, biological process: inner ear development; sensory perception of sound; homophilic cell-cell adhesion.